AUGUCAGAACUAUACAUUACACCUCAACCAUUGUAUUUCGAUAAGAAAUCAGGUUUCACAUAUGACGACUUUCAAAAGGCUAUAGAAGUAUCAACUACCAUCUAUGUUGGAUAUCUAUCGUUUUACACAACCGAAGAACAACUCUAUGAAUUGUUUUCAAAGUGUGGAGAGAUUAAAAGAAUCAUCAUGGGUUUAGAUAGACUUCAAAAGACUCCUUGUGGAUUUUGUUUUGUAGAAUAUUACGCAAAAGAAGAUGCAGCAGAUUGUAUAAAAUAUAUUAAUGGUACCAAACUCGACGAAAGAUUGAUCAGAUGUGAUUGGGAUUACGGUUUCAAAGAGGGACGUCAAUACGGUCGUGGAGCUAGUGGUGGUCAAGUACGUGAUGAAUAUAGAACAGACUAUGAUCCAGGACGUGGAGGUUAUGGUAAACAACAGAAAAUGGUUGAAAUUGAACAACACUCAGAGAUGGAUGUUAGUCAGCCACAAUAUAUCGGUAAAAGAAGUCGUGAUGAUGAAGAUGGAAAUGAUUUGAAAAAACAAAGAGAUAAUGGUGGAGGUAGAAGUAGCAGAUUUAGAGAAAGGGAUGAAGAUGAAGACGAUUAA
Molecule: messenger RNA, 603 nt
Organism: Cavenderia fasciculata
Lineage: Eukaryota; Evosea; Eumycetozoa; Acytosteliales; Cavenderiaceae
Gene: ncbp2
Product: RNA-binding region RNP-1 domain-containing protein
Exons: 3
Coding region: 1-603 (200 amino acids)
Biological process (GO): mRNA cis splicing, via spliceosome
Cellular component (GO): nuclear cap binding complex
Molecular function (GO): RNA cap binding
Source: RefSeq, a predicted model, not a curated record